UCCUUUCGAAUUCCUCCUACUGGGUACACGUGGCAAUUGUGGCAUUCACGCAAUCCUUUCCCGCCGUAUAGGCCCACAUGAACAGUAUAAAAAGAGCGUAACAUUCAUUCGGAAUCGUUCAGUCUUGUUCAACGACUCGUCGCUUACAUACCUGAUCUGAUUCAACAUGCCUGUUUACAAACUCCAUUACUUUAACCUCCGUGGACGUGCUGAGUUGGCUCGUCUUAUUAUGAGUCAGGCUGGUGUUGAGUUUGAGGAUGUCCGUUUCGAGCGAACUGAAUGGCCUGCUCUCAAAGCCACUAUGCCAUUUGGCCAAGUUCCUGUUCUGGAAGUUGAUGGACAAAUGCUUGCUCAGUCGAACACCAUUUCUCGAUACCUUGCCAGGAAACAUGAUCUUGCUGGCAAGGACGAGUGGGAGCAAGCCUUGGCCGACAUGUAUGCUGACAACAUUAAUGACUUGAUGACUGGUAUGCGACCAGCUUUUCUGGAGAAGGAUGCAGACAAGCAGAAAGAAUUGUACGAGAAAUUCAUGACUGAGACUGUUGGAACUCAUGUUGCUUUUAUUGAGAAGCAAUUGGAGAAGAAUGGUACUGGUCACUUAGUUGGCAAAGAGUUGACCUGGGCUGAUUUGGCUUAUUAUGGUUUCUUCUCCUUCCUCGUUGAGAAAUUUGGUGAGGAAUUCCUGAAAGAUGCAUCACAUCUAAAGAGUUUGAUCGCUCUUGUCGAAGAUCUGCCUAACAUUAAAAAGUGGGUUGAAUCUCGCCCCAAAACUGAAAUUUAAAUCUUUUUGUUUCAAGUCAAAUCACGUUGAAAAUAUAUAUUGGUUAAAAAUGUU
This is a messenger RNA of Daphnia magna, 835 nucleotides long. RefSeq names its product glutathione S-transferase 1. Gene Ontology annotation, biological process: glutathione metabolic process. The transcript has 5 exons. Gene Ontology annotation, molecular function: glutathione transferase activity. The coding region runs from base 167 to 781 and encodes 204 amino acids. Lineage: Eukaryota; Metazoa; Arthropoda; Branchiopoda; Diplostraca; Daphniidae. The record is from RefSeq and is a predicted model, not a curated record.